AUGCAUCGUUCCCUUCUGAAGCGACAGAAACGAAAGACCAAGGUGGCAAAUCCAGAUCCAAUGCUGGAAUACCCUCCGGUCUUACAACACAGAGAUCCAUGGCAUUCUCCAGACCAUCUGGACCCACCCUCACAGGAAGAGCCCAAGAUCCGCACUCGAGGCUUUUCGACCUUGCCAUACCCGUCUAGUGUGUUCAAGCGCGAAGAUAUUGAAGUCUUCGAUGGUCGCUGGGUGUAUGUUGCUUGUCACCAGUCCAGUGGAAAGUGCCCACACUGCAUGAACCACGUGUUCCACAUUGGGUGCCUGGUCAUCUCUGUCAGCGGUGUUCUUUCGACUGAAAUUCCGCCAUCUGACAAGCCACCUCGCUCCUCCAUUGGUGUCUUCUUCGGUCGCGGUAACAACAAGAAUCUUGCUGUGAAACUCGACGGCGACAAGCACACCGCGCAGACCGCCGAGUUGAAGGCUUGUCUAGAGGCGCUCACCCGGAUCUUCGUCAUGCACACCAAGUGGCAGAUCGAGCCGCCGACCAAGCACGAGCCCUGCUACCCGCUGCACACAGUGGUCAUCAAAUCCGAGUCAGAGUACUUGGUCAAGGGUGCAACGGAGUGGCUAUCCAAGUGGAAGGAGAAUGGGUGGAAGAAGAGCAAUGGCCAGCCCGUUGCCAACGUGGAGCUCUGGCGGGUCAUUGAUGCCGUACUCAAGCAGCUUGAGUACGAUAUCAAUGUCAAUUUCUGGCAUGUGCCACGCGAGUUGAACCUGAUUGCUUCCACGAUGGCCAAGGGCGUCAUUGACGAGUUCUGA
Penicillium diatomitis is the source of this 801-nucleotide messenger RNA. RefSeq lists its product as uncharacterized. Gene Ontology annotation, molecular function: RNA-DNA hybrid ribonuclease activity; nucleic acid binding. The transcript has 2 exons. The coding region runs from base 1 to 801 and encodes 266 amino acids. NCBI's taxonomy places the organism in Eukaryota, Fungi, Ascomycota, Eurotiomycetes, Eurotiales, Aspergillaceae. The record is from RefSeq and is a predicted model, not a curated record.